This is a messenger RNA of Syzygium oleosum, 2067 nucleotides long. RefSeq lists its product as uncharacterized. NCBI's taxonomy places the organism in Eukaryota, Viridiplantae, Streptophyta, Magnoliopsida, Myrtales, Myrtaceae. The record is from RefSeq and is a predicted model, not a curated record. Bases 66 to 2060 code for a protein of 664 amino acids. The transcript has a single exon.
GCUCUCUCGCUCGAUCGCUUUGCUUGCUCCCUCGUUGAUUCCGUCAGCUCGCCUUGCUCCGUCGGAUGGACGAGCCCAGAGGAACCGUCCUCUUCACCACCGUCGGCCGCCCCUACUACGGCUUCGACGUGUUCUCCCUCGACCUGAACUCCCGCCGCGAGCGCCGCCUCACCGACGGCCUCUCCAUCAACUUCAACGCCCAGUUCGCAUCCGCCACCGCCGCCGGCGAGGGCGACGGAGGCGACGACCCGGAAGCCGUCGUCUUCGUCUCCGAGCGGACCGGCUGCCCCCGGGUCUACCUCGCCCGGUCCGGCUCCUCCCGGCCCGACCCGCUGCCUUCCGCGCCGGGCAGCCUCUUCCACGACCGGCCCGUCCUCAGGAACGGCCGGCUCUACUUCGUCUCGGCUCACGAGGACCCGGGCCGGCCGUUCGCGAGCUGGUCCGCUCUCUACUCGGCCGACCUGGAGGGUAGCGCAGUUGCCAGGUUGACCCCGUACGGCUCCGUCGACUACAGCCCGGCGGUCUCGCCGUCGGGGAAGUUCGUCGCCGUCGCGUCCUACGGGUCGCGCCCUUGGGGCGGCGAGUUCCACGCCCUGAACACGGACAUCGUCGUGUUCCGGGAAUCCGACCCGAAGGAGCGGGUCGUCGUGGCGGAGUCCGGCGGCUGGCCCACCUGGUCCGGCGACUCCGUCGUCUACUUCCACCGGAAGGCGGACGACGGGUGGUGGAGCAUCUUCCGGGUCGACGAAUUCGAGUUCCCCUCGGGCACGGGCUCCUCCGGGUUCCCGCUGGCUCCGACCCGGGUCACUCCUCCGGGUGUCCACUGCUUCACUCCGGCCGCCAUGCCCGGCACCGACAGAAUCGCCGUCGCGACCCGACGGCGGGGCAAGACCUACCGGCAAAUCGAGAUUUUCGACGCCGGGUCGGAGUCCUUCGUCCCCGUCACCGAACCGUUGAACCCGAACUUCCACCACUACAACCCUUUCGUGUCUCCCGGGUCACGGCACAUCGGGUACCACCGGUUCCGGGGCGGGUCGACCGGGGGCGGCGGGUCGAGGGUCCCGAAUCUCGAACCGGUCGCGUCGCCCGUCGAGGGGCUCCGGAUGCUGAGGCUGAACGGAUCGUUCCCUUCUUCUUCCCCCGACGGCGAGUUCGUAGCCAUCAACCACGACUUCGAGGCCGCCGUCAACGGCGGAGUGAAGAUCGUCCGGUCGGACGGCUCGAGGCGGUGGACGCUGAUCAAGGGUCGGACCGCUUUCUACAACUCGUGGAGCCCCGCCGAGAAGAACGUCAUUUACACCUCCAUCGGGCCGAUCUUCGAAUCGCCCAAAACGACGGUCCAGAUCGCUCGGAUCGAGUUCGAUUUAUCCGGUCCGGAGGGCGUCGCCACGACCGACGUGAAGGUGCUCACGAGGGAGGGCACUGGGAACAACGCCUUCCCCUCGUGCUCUCCCGAUGGCAAGUGGCUCGUGUUCCGGUCCGGUCGGACCGGCCACAAGAACUUGUACAUCGUGGAUGCUGCCAACGGCGAGUUCGACGGCGGGAUCCGCCAACUGACGGACGGGCCGUGGAUCGACACGAUGCCGUCGUGGUCGCCCAACGGGGACCUCAUAGCCUUCUCUUCGAACCGGCACAACCCGGACAAUGUGGACGCUUUUAGCAUCUAUCUCAUCAGACCGGACGGGUCGGGUCUGAGGAGGGUGCACGUGGCGGGGCCGGAGGGGUCUCCCGAGGUCGACCGGGAGAGGAUCAAUCACGUGUGCUUCAGCAGGGACGGGGAGUGGCUGCUGUUCACGGCGAACUUGGGCGGCGUGACGGCGGAGCCCGUGUCGUGGCCCAACCAGUUCCAGCCGUACGGGGAGCUAUACGUGGCGAGACCGGAUGGGAGCGGGCUCCGGAGGCUGACGUGGAACGGGUUCGAGAACGGGACGCCCGCGUGGCACUCGACGGACGACGCGGGCCCCGGCGACCCGAGAUCGGGGACGACCGGCGAGGGUUGGGACGGGGAUGAGUUGAGCGGGCAGUUUGAGGAGCCCCUAUGGAUAUCUUGCGAUGUUUGAAGACAAA